Molecule: messenger RNA, 243 nt
Organism: Mesorhabditis belari
Lineage: Eukaryota; Metazoa; Nematoda; Chromadorea; Rhabditida; Rhabditidae
Source: the annotation of a GenBank genome assembly
AUGACAGCCGAAACAAUUCGCCGUGUUUCUUUCUCUGAAGAACCAACACGAGAUAUUGAGAAAGAUGAAGAUGACGAAUUAGCACUCAUUACUUGUGAAGCCAAGCCAGUCUCCACCUAUCUUCUUCGCCGUAAACCAUCAUUCGCUUUUGAGCGAACUCUUCCCCCAGUUCUUGAAGAAGAAACACAAAAAACCCUUGAAAAACAAGAAACCACACAUAAAGAUGAAGAAAAUGGAAAAGAU